CUAAAUGUCAAUAGAAAUUGGUUAUGGCAUAUGUGUAAAUAUUGUAUUUAUUUACUGUUUUUGUUGAAUAGAAUAAGAAAAUUAUGUAAUAAUGUUAAUGCGCUUUGAUAAAUAAACUUCAAGAAUUCUUUCCUUCCUGUUAAUAUAAAUUAAUUUUUAUUCAAGCUGGCUUGUUUUUGUAAUUUCAUCAAUAUGAUUUUCGAACUUUUAUCUUUAAUUGUUAUAUUGCCCAUGAUUUUGCUUGGAGUACUUCUGUUUGGUGCAUUUGUAAUUGUGCCUUGUGCAUUCAUCUUUGCAUCUUGGUAUAUGAGGAUUAAUGAGAGAAAGCUGCAACGGAGAAAACGAGAUGGGGCUAACAUAGCCUUUUUCCACCCAUAUUGCAAUGCGGGAGGUGGUGGAGAAAGGGUGCUAUGGGUUGCUAUAAAGGCUAUACUAACCAGGUACCCAGACUCCCAUAUCUACAUCUACACAGUUGAAACAGCUGAACCCAAAGCAAUAUUAAACAAAGUCCAAAACCAUUUUAAUGUUAAACUGGAACCUGAGAGAAUCAACUUUGUGCGACUGUCCCUGCAGAAGGUGAUAGAGCCCCAAACCUAUCCCUACUUCACAUUGUUGCUGCAGAGCUUAGGAACUAUGAUACUGGGGAUGGAAGCCUUUAUGAAGUUCAAUCCAGAUAUCUACAUAGACACAAUGGGGUGCGCCUUCACGUACCCCAUAUUCCGCUACCUGGCGCAGUGCCCGGUGGGGUGCUACACGCACUACCCCGUGGUGACCGCGGCCAUGAUGCGGCGCGUCAAGCACCGCCUGGUCAGCUACAACAACCGCAGCGCCAUCGCGCGCAACCCGCUGCUCACCUGGUGCAAGCUGCUCUACUACAAGGUGUUCGGCUGGCUGUACGGGGUGGCGGGGCGGCGCGCGGACAUCGUCAUGGUGAACGGCUCGUGGACGGAGGAGCACAUCCACGAGCUGUGGCGCCGGCCGCUCAGCACACACCGCGUGUACCCGCCCUGCGAGGUAUCGGAGCUCAAAAAGCUUCGCUCUUUGGUCAGAGAUUCUGAUCCGAUCCGCAUCCUGUCGGUGGCGCAGUUCCGCCCAGAGAAGGACCACCCGCUCAUGCUGCAGGCCAUGUACGAGCUUAGAAACCUGCUCAUCAAGAACGAGAUGCUUUGGAAUAAGAUCCGGCUGGUGCUGGUGGGCUCGUGCCGCAACGCCGCCGACGAGCAGCGCGUGCGCCACCUGCGCGACCUGGCCAAGCACCUGUCGGUGGAGGACAACGUGCAGUUCUGCGUCAACGCGUCCUACAGCCAGCUGCUGCAGCUGUACCAGAGCAGCUCGCUGGCGCUGCACGCCAUGUGGAACGAGCACUUCGGCAUCAGCGUGGUGGAGUGCAUGGCCGCGGGGCUCAUCACCAUCGCGCACCGCUCGGGCGGGCCGCUGGCCGACAUCGUGCAGACGGCCGACGGCGCGCGCACGGGCUUCCUGGCCGCCGCGCCCGACGAGUACGCGCGCGCCGUCCUCGAGGUCAUCGCGCUCCCGGCCGCUGACAAGAAGAGCAUCGUCGACGCGGCCAGGGCAUCAGUGGAUCGUUUCUCCGAGACAGCAUUUGUGAAGGCAUUCCUGAGGGCAGUGGAACCGUUGAUGCGGGUAGAAUAAGGUGAACGAGUCCACGGAUUAGAGUGAAAAGAUAGAACGAGAUGACCUAACGACCUAAAGCUCGUUUUUUUAUGCUCAGAUCGUAAUU
Pararge aegeria (speckled wood butterfly) is the source of this 1741-nucleotide messenger RNA. It is a transcript of the gene Alg11, whose product is annotated as GDP-Man:Man(3)GlcNAc(2)-PP-Dol alpha-1,2-mannosyltransferase. The record is from RefSeq and is a predicted model, not a curated record. The transcript is spliced from 9 exons. Lineage: Eukaryota; Metazoa; Arthropoda; Insecta; Lepidoptera; Nymphalidae. Gene Ontology annotation, cellular component: endoplasmic reticulum membrane. Gene Ontology annotation, biological process: protein N-linked glycosylation. Gene Ontology annotation, molecular function: GDP-Man:Man(3)GlcNAc(2)-PP-Dol alpha-1,2-mannosyltransferase activity. Bases 193 to 1653 code for a protein of 486 amino acids.